Messenger RNA from Castor canadensis (American beaver), 569 nucleotides. The record is from RefSeq and is a predicted model, not a curated record. Lineage: Eukaryota; Metazoa; Chordata; Mammalia; Rodentia; Castoridae.
GUAGAAUGCCAGAUUGUGCAUACCCUGCUGUGGCUAAUGUGGAAGAAUCUGAAUCAACUCUCCUGAUAAAGCCUGAAGAUAUCGUCUUCAAAGAACCAGGGAGCUCAGAAAAGACUCUCCGGACACUUCUGAGACCAAGUGAUAAAGUUGCCAAACACCACACCACAACUUCUUCUGAGAUCAGUGCAGUUGUAGGAGCCGUGCCUUCUCUCUGUUACCCCAUCUAUGGUGUUCCAACUGUCCGAUCCGAUAUUCCUGCCCCCCGGAUUCGUCGUGUCAGUGAUAGAACUAAUUAUGGAGAAGAAGGAAAUGCUUAUUCAUUACUGCAUCCUACCAUCUUUGCUGAGAAAGGAGUGUUUGAAAGGGACUUCUUCAAGACCAGGUCAAAAGAAGAGAUUUCAGAGAUAUUGUGUAACAUCGGUGUCAAGCUUUCUGAAGAAGAAUUUGAGAAUGUAUGGAAUCUUGCAUCAAAAAAACAUCACAGAGGAGAAGUUUGUAUUGAAAACAUCAGAAAUGUUCUGGAUGAACUGCAGCAUGCAGACCGGCUCAAGUGUAAAUCAACCAUGUGA